AAUUCACUUUGCCUUAAAUUCUCAAGUAGCAGAAGAGAAGAGGCGGGGAUAUUCGUUGGAAACCAAAAGUGUUUUCUAAUACUCUUGCCGUUCUAUAAAAACAUUAAAUUUAUAAAACUAAAUAUUUUUGUUUAUUUUUUUAUAAUUUAAUAAUAAAAAUUGUAGAUUUAUUAAAAAAUGAUGAGAUUUAUCAAAUUAUUAUCUUUUAAUAGUUUCUGACACGAUUAAGGAUUUUUAAAGUCAACUGCUUUGGAUUUGCUGGCUCUUAAAAAUUUAUUAUUAUUGAAAAGUGAAUACUUUGGACUCGCCUCAUGGAUGCCUCAUGCCUCUAAGAAAAUCAAAUUAGUCCCUUAAUGUGCAUAUUAAAUUGGAUGUUAUAAUAUAUAAUAUAAAUAUAAGAGUGGGAGCCAUGGAAUUGGUUUCAAAGGUUUUGUACACGAUCACCAACACCACCACAAGAAAGAGAAAGAGUAGUAAUUUGUUUUCUCCAUGGCACGAUCUUCUUCGAUUCCUUAUUUUGCUCACAUUUUACCACUUGUCAACCAACCCUAAGAAAAAAGAGUUUCCCAAUAAAAACAUUUAUUUCCUUAUAUAGCUCUCUCUCUCUCUCUCCGAUCGAGUCUCCGGUGGAAGACAGGAAAAGGAAGAAAAAAGAAGACGACGACGAGGGAGGAUGCAUUUCGCUAAGCUCGAUGAUUCCCCCAUGUUUCGUCAACAGAUGCAAUGUAUGGAAGAGAGUGCAGACUUGCUGGGGAUGCGAUGCUUAAGGUUCUACAAAGACUGCACAAAAUACACAGAGGGACUCGGAGAAGGGUAUGAUGGAGAUAUUGACUUUGUAAAUGCACUUGAAUCUUUCGGCGGUGGCCAUAAUGAUCCCAUCGGCGUUGCUUUUGGAGGUACUUACCUCUCUUUCUUCUUUUUCCUCAAAUCUCAUUAUCUCAAGGAGAUAAGUUCUUUUUUUUUUCCUUCAGGUCCUGUAAUGACAAAGUUUACUGUUGCUCUUCGAGAAAUUGGGACAUACAAGGAAGUUCUUCGUUCCGAGGUAGAGCAUAUUCUGAAUGACCGGUUGGUUCAGUUUGUGAAUGUUGAUGUCCAAGAAAUUAAGGAAGCACGUAAACGCUUUGACAAAGCCUCCAUUACAUACGACCAGGCACGAGAGAAAUUUCUGUCAUUAAGAAAGAGUACGCGACUGGAUGUGGCUGCAACAAUCGAGGAGGACCUACAUAGCGCAAGAGCGGCAUUUGAGCAAGCCCGGUUUCAUCUGGUUAGUGCACUCUCUAAUGCGGAAGCUAAAAAGCGAUUUGAGUUUUUGGAAGCAGUCAGCGGGACAGUGGAUGCUCAUCUCCGUUUCUUCAAACAGGGAUAUGAGCUACUACAACAAAUGGAGCCUUUUAUUAAUCAGGUGUUGAGUUAUGCACACCAGUCUAGAGAAUUUACAGACUAUGAAAUGGCAUCACUUAACGAAAGGAUGCAGGAGUACAAAAGGCAAGUUGAUCGAGAAACUAGAAACUUAAAUGGUUCGCCAACAGGGGAUGGCAUGAGACACAACUCAAGAAGCUCACAAAAAGUCAUUGAGGCCGUCAUGCAAUCUGCUGCUAAAGGAAAGGUUCAGACUAUAAGACAAGGGUAUCUGUCUAAACGUUCGUCAAACUUGAGAGGUGACUGGAAAAGAAGGUUCUUUAUCCUUGAUAGCCGUGGGAUGCUAUACUAUUACCGCAAGCCAUGGAAUUGGUCUUCUGGAAAUGGAAACAGGUCUUCUGUUCACAAGAAUAUGACUUCAGAAAACAGUCCCGGGCUGCUAAGUCGGUGGCUGUCUUCUCAUUAUCACGAUGAAAAACCAGUUGCACGUCUCACUGUGAACCUGCUUACCUCAACUAUCAAAGUUGAUGCGGACCAGACGGAUCUAAGAUUCUGCUUUCGGAUUAUUUCGCCUACAAAAGUCUACACAUUGCAGGCAGAGAAUGCGCAAGAUCAGAUGGACUGGAUUGAGAAGAUAACUGGAGUUACUACUUCUUUGCUAAGUUUCCAGACACCUGAAAGAACAAUCAUGCGUCUUUCUACAAUGGACGGAGAUACUUUCUCCGCAAGUGAGUCCGGUUCUGUAGCAGAUCUAUAUGAUAUCGAGCAUGCGGAAAUUGGAGAAUCCACUGUGGAACAUAAUCAUCACAUAACAGGAGGAAACCGUACGAGGUUCUCAGGGUGCUUGCAGCAACAUGAUAUGGUGGCAAAGCCAAUUGAUGUCUUGACCAAAGUAUUGGGGAAUGAGAAAUGUGCAGAUUGUGGUGCUCCUGAACCUGAUUGGGCCUCUUUGAACCUCGGUGUCCUCAUAUGUAUUGAAUGUUCGGGUAUACAUCGUAACCUUGGUGUUCACAUUUCGAAGGUCAGAUCGCUCACGCUUGAUGUUAAAGUAUGGGAACCAUCGGUCUUGACGUUGUUCCAGUCGUUAGGUAACGUAUAUGUAAACUCUGUGUGGGAGGAGUUGUUGAACUCAGAGAGUAGAUCUUCAGGCACUCCCAUGUCAGAUCGACCAACAAGAAAGUUUCUUGCAAGGAAGCCUGGUCUCAGUGAUCCCAUAUCUGUGAAAGAGCUGUUCAUCCAUGCAAAGUACUCAGAGAGGAUAUUUGUCCGGAAAGAAACAGACAGUCUGCAUUUUCCGGCAGUUUUCCAAGAGAUUUGGGAGAAUGUGCGUGCCAACGACAAGAAAUCAGUUUACAAACACAUUGUCUGCUCUCAAACAGAUGUGAAUGCUCUACGUGGACAAGCAACGUACACGGUGUCUUUGUCCUUAUGGAAGAUGAUGCAACUGGAAGCGAAGGAGGAAACACUCAAAGCCAAAAUCAAGAGAAUUGAAGAGGAGUUUCAGGAGAACCCUGAGGGAUAUUCUGACUCGAAACUGGAAGGGGAAGAAAGUAUGGUCAGAGAAGAAACUUCAAAGGACUGCUCUUUGCUUCACCUCGCUUGUCUUUAUGCUGAUAUCGGUAUGGUGGAGUUGUUGCUUCAGUAUGGUGCAAAGAUAAAUGCAACAGACUCAAAAGGUCGGACUCCACUUCACCACUGUAUCAUCAGCAGGAGAUAUGCAAUUGCAAGGCUGCUACUUAUGAGGGGAGGAGAUCCAAAUGCUGUGGAUAAAGAGAGUAACACACCGGUCAAAUAUGCUUUAGAGACGGAAGUCAAUGACAGCGAACUAAUUGCAUUAUUAACAGACUCCAAAAGAUGAUAAUAUCUGCUGAGAUAAAAAUAAUAAUCAUUUGAUUUGCUUAAUCACUUUUUAAAAGCAGAAGACGGUACAGCACUAGAAAAAUGUUGCUCUCUACGUGAACACUUUUCGCCUGUUAGUUCCGUUGUGUUCAUCAAGAGCCUAGGAGUAUACAUGUAGAUUUUCUUUGGUGCUUGCUAGGUUGAUGAUAUACUGGUUUAUACUCUGGUGUACAUAUGGUCUUAUUUUAUUUUAUGGGGUUGUAUCUUCUGUAAGAUGGAAACCUCUGUUUCUGUUGUUUGUGUAAAUGAAAAGCAGCACCAUUGUUGUGUGUUCUUCUGUU
Messenger RNA from Brassica napus (rape), 3539 nucleotides. RefSeq names its product ADP-ribosylation factor GTPase-activating protein AGD1-like. The coding region runs from base 674 to 3217 and encodes 847 amino acids. Gene Ontology annotation, molecular function: protein binding; GTPase activator activity. The transcript is spliced from 17 exons. NCBI's taxonomy places the organism in Eukaryota, Viridiplantae, Streptophyta, Magnoliopsida, Brassicales, Brassicaceae. Gene Ontology annotation, cellular component: cytoplasm. The record is from RefSeq and is a predicted model, not a curated record.